UUCAGAUCAUCAACGACAUCAAACCCCCGUUGUUCGCCAAUUCCAUCAAACACGAUGGAAUUCCGCAGAGCAGCAGACGUGCUGCUGCGCUCCCAAACCUCUCCUCUCGCCACGGCCCUUAAUCCUCGAACAGCCGUACGAUGGACAAACAAAGCUCAAUUAGACUAUAGCAGCUGUCCGAAUCGCCCAGCAUCUAGAUGCCUAGCUACCUCAUCUCGAAGAUACGCUUUAAAGAACGUCCCGACCACAACAUCCGCUCCUCUGCCCCAAACCACGACAUCCACCACCAACUCCUCAUCAACCAAUGCUCCGGCACCCAAGAGCCCCUUUGGCGGCCUGAAUGAUUCUUUAGGCUGGAUAUCAGGCAACAAAUCCCGCUCAUCGUUCCCCAUCCCUCGAGCCGGAGGCUCCUUCGAAAAGACUCUCAACGGCGGCUCCUCCGCCUCUGAUCUGUUAUCCGGCAUCAUCAACCGGAAACAGCAGCGCGCUGGCGGCGUCCAAGUUGAUCGCAUGCUGGACCCAGGCUCGAUGCUGGACCCCGACAACUUGGCCAAGCAAAUGACGUUCGAUACCGCGGAAGAGACGAUGGUUCACAGGAGCAAGCGGGUGCCGAUAAAAUUGGGGCCUAGUACGGGGCGGAGUGUCACGAUGGGUGCGGGGCUUGAUGUUGGGAGGGGCUUUAGGUUGUUGGAGCAGUCUUGUGCGAGGAAUAAGGUGAGGGCUGAUGCGAAUAAGCAGCGGUUUCACGAGAGAGGAGGACUGAAGAGGAAGAGGUUGAGGAGGGAGAGGUGGAGGAGGAAGUUUAUGGAGGGUUUCAAAGCUACUGUGGUGAGAGUGAAACAACUGAAGAAUCAGGGGUGGUAGAUGUGUGAUGGGAGCUGUGUCUACAAGAGAUGAUCUGUGUAUUUAACAGAAGAUCCGUGUAUUAUAGGACAAAGUACGUCCGUUGAAUCUCGAGGGUUCGAAUUUGGUGCUUCUUCCGCAUUCUCUAUCUGGGUAACGAAUCCCAAGUCAGCUUGCGUUGCGAAUUUGCAACAGUCUCCAUUAUGCUAUCCUCGUUCUGCCAGCCUGCCUUUUGGCUUGGACAAAUACAUCUAUCCGAUUUUCGAAUAUCGUUGAUCAACC
This is a messenger RNA of Mollisia scopiformis, 1125 nucleotides long. RefSeq lists its product as uncharacterized. The transcript has 2 exons. Gene Ontology annotation, molecular function: structural constituent of ribosome. Lineage: Eukaryota; Fungi; Ascomycota; Leotiomycetes; Helotiales; Mollisiaceae. Gene Ontology annotation, biological process: mitochondrial translational initiation; translation. The coding region runs from base 55 to 864 and encodes 269 amino acids. The record is from RefSeq and is a predicted model, not a curated record. Gene Ontology annotation, cellular component: mitochondrial small ribosomal subunit; ribosome.